Molecule: messenger RNA, 1362 nt
Organism: Blepharisma stoltei
Lineage: Eukaryota; Ciliophora; Heterotrichea; Heterotrichida; Blepharismidae
Source: the annotation of a GenBank genome assembly
AUGGCCUCCAGAACUUGCCCUAAGUGGACCUUGUUUAUUCCGUUAUUUAUCAUUAUCAUAAGUUUUGGGCUGAAUAUAGCAAGCCUUUCUCAUCCUACAUGGGUUUCACAAGGCAGUUCUUUAGAAUUCAGUCUCACUAAAUGUACUAACUGUCCAUCCUCAAAUGAUCAAUGAAGCUGGGAAUGUUAUGCGCAAUAUUACUGCGAGCUAAAUGAUGAUCUCGGAGACUGUAAACUUUUCAAAGACGGCUAUAAAGCAUCUUAUGCCUACUUGUUCCUAGAAGUUUUGUCAUUAAUGCUAACUGUGAUGCUCAUCGAAAAGCUCAUAAUUGCAGGGACAGGUGGAGAUUAUGGGAGCCCAAUGCUCAUUUACAUUAUUUCAAGUUUUGUGUUUAUCUGUCAUUUACUAGCAACUAUCAUUUGGUUUGGGCUUUCAAAAGCGUCAUGAAGUGGAUCUUGUGAUAGCACUAAAAACCCAACAACUGAUACAGACAGGCCAGAUUUUUGUGCUGAAGGCGGCCCAGCUAUUGCUAUUGCAAAUAUUUUUAUAAACGCUUUUGCAGUUGUCGCAGUGUUUUUCUUCAUGUGCAAAAGAGACAGACUUACAGAUGGAGUCCGAUUAGGUGUUGAAGAUGGAAAAUGGCUUUGUCUACCUACUAGGUAUUGGAUGUUUAUUACACUUUCUCUGCUAUUUACAGGAAUUAUUUUCUUAUUAGCAGCAAUAGGAGAAGACAGCUGGGUAAAAAGAGAUCCAAGAGCCCACCAUAUGCAUGGUAGCUUAUUAAGGUGCAAAGACUGUAUCGCUGAUUAUGAUUGGGUCGGCUGGGACUGCUUAGCUGGGAAUGAAUGCGACUCUGAUAGCAGCUCUGGAGCUUGCCACUUAUUUAAGCAUUUAAGAGACUCUUCUUCAGCCUUUGUGACGCUAGCUGGAAUUACUGUUGUGUUGAUUGCUAUGUUUAUACAAGUGGUUUCAGGAAUUUUGAGUGGAAGGGACUAUGGAAUUCGAAUAUUGAAUUAUGUAAGAUUUACUUAGGCUUAUCCUGUAUUAAUUGCUUUAUCAAAUUUACUUGGGACAAUAAUUUGGUUUGGGAUCAGUAAAGCAGGAUUUGAUAAAAAUUGUGAUAACAAACAAAAUGACCCUGAAGAUACUUUAGAUAUAUGCAGCACAACAGGCCCUUCUCUUUCAAUUGUAUCUAAUUUCUUAUUUGUUCCGAUGGCUGUCAUCUUCUUUAUUUCUUAUUGGAAAAGAGGUGAAUCAAGACCAUUAAGUGCACUCACUCAAAUAGAGACUCCUGGAAAUACUCAUGGACUUCAUGACGUUACAAAUUUCCAAGGUGGCUAUCCUAAAAAAGUUGCACCAUAA